Angiostrongylus costaricensis is the source of this 1845-nucleotide messenger RNA. The record is from the annotation of a GenBank genome assembly. NCBI's taxonomy places the organism in Eukaryota, Metazoa, Nematoda, Chromadorea, Rhabditida, Metastrongylidae.
AUGACCACACGACUCCAUUCCAUCAUCAUAUUGUUGGGAUUAUUUUCGAUCGAACAAGGGUUUUAUGUGCCAGGUGUAGCUCCCGUUGAGUUUCGAAUCGGUGAUUCAAUUGAAGUAAAGGCUAUUAAACUAACGAGCACAAAAACUAUUGUUCCAUAUGAAUACUACUAUCUUCCGUUUUGUCGCCCUGAUGGAGAUUUGCUGUACAAAUCGGAGAAUCUUGGCGAAGUAAUGCGCGGAGAUCGUAUCGUGAAUACCCCGUACCAGUUAUUUAUGAAGAAAAAUGUGGCUUGUGCUUCGGCUUGUACGAAAAACGAACCGGUACGGAUGAUGGAUCGAAUCAAGGAAGAUUAUCAUGCUCACCUGUUGGUCGAUAAUUUACCGUCUGCUACGAAAUACGAGAUUCCAAAAACAGGAGAAGUAUUCUAUGAUCUUGGAUACAAAAUCGGAUGGGUUGAUGAAGAUGGAAAGGUCUUCCUCAACAAUCAUUUGGACAUUGUGAUGUUAUAUCAUGAACACAUGCCUGGAUUAUACCGUGUUGUAGGGUUUGAAGUGAAACCACGUUCAGUGAAGUCCGUCACAUUUAAUAAACAGGUUGAAUGUAAUGAAGUCGACAAAGAUGUGAACCUCUAUGAGUUGAAAGAAGAGGACCAGAAAAUUUAUUGGACGUACAGUGUCACGUGGGAACCAAGUGAUAUUCCAUGGGCAAGUCGAUGGGACGUGUACUUGUCCGUGAAAGCCGUCGAUAUUCACUGGUUUAGCAUCCUCAAUUCGAUUGUCGUUGUAUUUUCUCUUAGCGGUUUCUUGAGUGUUUCUAUUGUACGGGCGGUUCGACGAGACAUUGCACACUACAAUAAGGAUGAGGCGGAGGAUGAUACUCUAGAGGAGACAGGUUGGAAGCUCGUUCAUGGUGAUGUCUUUCGCCCACCUCCGCACCAAAUGAUCCUUGUCAAUAUGGUGGGUACUGGCAUUCAACUACUUGGAAUGGUUGGAAUCGUUGUUUUCUUUGCUAUGCUGGGGAUGCUUUCACCUGCUAGUCGUGGUUCGCUUAUGUCCGCAGCUGUAUUCUUAUUCUGUUUCAUGGGUCUUGUUAGCGGUUACCAAGCUGGCCGCCUCUAUAAGACGUUGAAAGGGCGCAAUCCUAUUCGUUGCGCUAUUCAGACUGGAACUUUAUUUCCUACUCUUAUUCUUGGAAGCGGAUUUGUGCUAAACUUUUUCUUAAUCGUCAAACAGUCCUCUGGAGCUAUUCCGUUCGGCACAAUGAUAGCACUGUUGUUAAUGUGGUUCGGAAUCGAUUUACCAUUGGUAUUUCUUGGAUUCUACUUUGGAUAUCGAAAGCAGCCAUAUACCCAUCCUGUACGUACCAAUCAAAUUCCACGACAAGUACCCGACCAGCCGUGGUAUCUUCAGACGAUUCCAUGCACAUUACUCGCAGGGAUAUUGCCGUUUGGUGCCAUGUUUAUUGAGCUGUUCUUCAUUUUCUCGGCGAUUUGGGAAAAUCAGUUUUACUACUUAUUCGGUUUCCUGUUCAUUGUUUCUUUGAUACUUGUCAUCAGUACAGCUCAGAUCUCGAUUGUAGCAACGUACUUCAUGUUGUGUGCUGAGAACUAUCGUUGGUGGUGGAAGUCCUUCAUUGUUAGUGGCGGCUCAGCAGUUUACGUGAUGGCUUAUUCAAUAUUCUACUACAACACAAAGCUAGAUAUCGAGGGCUUCGUGCCGACCGUGCUGUAUUUCAGUUAUUCAGCUCUAAUGGCGGUUACAUUUUGGUUCCUUACCGGUACAAUUGGAUUCUACGCAUCGUAUGCAUUCUUGCGACGUAUUUAUGCCGCAGUUAAAAUUGAUUAG